Molecule: messenger RNA, 531 nt
Organism: Impatiens glandulifera
Lineage: Eukaryota; Viridiplantae; Streptophyta; Magnoliopsida; Ericales; Balsaminaceae
Product: agamous-like MADS-box protein AGL61
Exons: 1
Coding region: 1-531 (176 amino acids)
Biological process (GO): regulation of transcription by RNA polymerase II
Molecular function (GO): protein dimerization activity; DNA-binding transcription factor activity, RNA polymerase II-specific; RNA polymerase II cis-regulatory region sequence-specific DNA binding
Source: RefSeq, a predicted model, not a curated record
AUGGCUAAGAUAGAGAAAAAGAAUCAUUUGCAAGUGACCUUCUCGAAACGACGCACCGGUCUCUUUAAGAAAGCAAGCGAACUCUCGACACUUUGUGGGGUCGAAAUCGCCAUAGUUGUCUUUUCUCCUGCCGAAAAAGCAUUCUCUUUUGGUCAUCCAAACGUGGACUUUAUUGCGAACCGAUACCUAGCGGAGAAGACUGGCGAUCAUCAUCGUUACUUUGCCACACCAACAUUGGAAAAUAACGUCGACGGCGCGAUUCUUGAAAUGAACCGAUUACUCGAGCACAUAUCUAAUGAGCUGGAGGGGCAGAAGAAGAAAAUGGAGAUUAUAGAACAAGUGAGAAAGUCUAGAGAGAAAAAUGAUUAUUGGUGGGGUGCUCCGAUUGAAGAGAUGAAUAGGCUUGAGCUAGAGAAGUUGAAGGAGUCAAUGGAAGAGUUAAAGAAGAAUGUGAUGGGAUCUCCACUUUGGAACAAUUAUAUUAAUCAUGUUUAUGGAGGAGGAUUAGGAUCAAGCAGGGGAUUUUGUUGA